GAAAAGAAGCGAAAGCGUAACCAAACCCAGGGCAUUAUUUUGGGAGCAAAUUUUGACGGUGUUGCAGGGCGAGUGAUGGUUAGAUCGAAUUCAAAGCCUUUAGGAUUUGACACUUCUGACCCCUUCACAGCCUAUCAUGACCGCCUUGCACAGCGGACAGCCUUCAUUUUGACCAUUGCGUUACUUGCAGGUGCCUUUAUCAGUGUUGAGCAGCCUCGCAACAGCCGUCUGUAUCGGCUGCAUUGUUCCAAAGUGCUGUUGCAACUUGGCUGCGUGAUCAGCCACGUUGCAUUUUGCUGUUAUGGCAGUGCCUUUCACAAGCCUUCCAAGUGGCUUCACAAUAAGCCCUGGCUUUGUGAGCUUGAAAGUAAAGGUUCCUACAAUCAAAGCAAAGGUCAUUUCAAGAUUGAAGGUUCUUUUACCAAGUCCAGCGUUGAAGUUUUCAGAUCCAUGUGUAAGCCGUCAUGCGAAGCUGUGUAUGGUGUCUGCCCAAAACCAGGUGAUGCAGUUGCUGCCUUCUCUGCAGCGUAUCCUCGAGCCUUGGUUUCCAGAAUGGCCUCCGGCCUGUUGGCCGCCAAAAGUGGUCAGUUGCAUCCAGAAAGCAGUCUGUCAGAUUGCGCAAUUUUCGCGAAGUUGGUUUGUUGGAUUUUGAUUCAGUUUCGCUGCCAUCACCGGAAGAACCGUAUCCACCUCGUGAGUGGUUCGAAGCCCCUGGAUUUGAGUGUCGGGUUUGCUGACGUGACAGCUGAUCGCAUGAAACGGUGCUUGACAGCUUUUGAAGCUUGGAUAGAUCGAAAAUGGCAGAUCCAUGAGCCUGGUUCUUGUCGCUCUGUGAUCCCAGCUGUCGUGCUGAGAGCAGCUGUUUGCCUAGCUUGCCUGUGGAACUGGUCCUGUUGGGCUGCCUUAGUUUUACUGGGUUUUGGAGCGAUGCUGCAUCCUUCUGAGAUGAUGGCCUUGGAGCGCCGGGACCUUAUUUUUCCAAAAGAUGUUUGCUAUGAUUCCGCAAGCCUGUUUCUGCGUAUUCGUGAUCCCAAGACAGCCAGAUUUGCUCGCCGCCAGCAUGGGCGGAUUGAUGAUGAGGUUGUCAUUAGGGUGGCUUUCCAAGCUUUUGGUGGCCUGCCUCCUGCUGAGCGGCUGUUUCAUGGUUCGAUGCCUACUUUCAGACAGCAGUGGAACUGUAUCAUGCAACAUUCAGGGGUCCCGCCUCGCACUCCCAAUCUCUCCAUGGUGCUACUCCUGGCGUUUUGCGACGUAAAUUGGGUAGCCUGGCGCGGCCGUUGGAGCCGCGUUAGAACUUUAGAGUACUACUUGCAAGAGGUUGCUGCAUAUGUCCUCAUGCAUACUUUGUCUCCCCAAGCAAAGGAGCGCAUAGAUCUUCUUUUUAGAGCUGCCUGGAGUGUUUUGGUCUCCGCGUUUUCCUUGCAGAGCAGUGUGGAAGGAGCGGAAAGAUCUGGCUUUGAUUUUUGA
Molecule: messenger RNA, 1467 nt
Organism: Cladocopium goreaui
Lineage: Eukaryota; Dinophyceae; Suessiales; Symbiodiniaceae
Source: the annotation of a GenBank genome assembly